Messenger RNA from Lutzomyia longipalpis, 4272 nucleotides. RefSeq lists its product as uncharacterized. The transcript has 5 exons. Bases 103 to 2202 code for a protein of 699 amino acids. The record is from RefSeq and is a predicted model, not a curated record. Lineage: Eukaryota; Metazoa; Arthropoda; Insecta; Diptera; Psychodidae. Gene Ontology annotation, cellular component: nucleus; ribonucleoprotein complex; cytoplasm. Gene Ontology annotation, molecular function: ATP binding; RNA binding; RNA helicase activity.
GUAGAAGAAGAAGAAAAGGUGUCAAGUUCCCAGAAAGUGGUACAAGAAAACUUUUGAGAAAAGUGAAAAAUCUGUGUUGAAAUAAUUCCAAUUUAAUUAAAAAUGUACGGUCGUGAUCGUCAAGGAGCUGGAGGAUUCCGCGGGACUAAUGGACGUGGUGGUAGAGGCAUGGGAUCAAGUGGUGGAGGAGGUAGUGGCCGACCAAUGGGUGGUGCUGGCGGUGGAAUGGGGGGAUUUCGUGGUAUUAAGAAGCCAAUGGACUUGAAGCCAAAGAUGCGACAGCCGGGGGAUCGUUUGCGUCGCAUCCGCUGGGACUCGUCAUCCCUCACGGCAUUCCGGAAGAAUUUCUAUCAAGCCCCCAUGAGUGCAGCCAGUCGCUCAGCGUCCGAAGUUGAAAGGUAUCUCAAGAAGAAUGAAAUAACCGUCAAGGGGCGCGAGGUACCACCACCAAAUUUGGAAUUUAUUGAUAAUGGCUUCCCGAAGUACGUUGUCGAUGAGAUCCUGCGGCAGGGAUUUAAUACCCCAACGGCAAUUCAAGCUCAAGGAUGGCCCAUAGCGAUGAGUGGAAGAGAUCUCGUUGGGAUUGCCCAAACUGGCUCUGGGAAGACACUGGCUUACAUUCUGCCAGCUCUUGUGCACAUUAGCCACCAGAGUCGGCUACAGCGUGGUGAUGGACCAAUUGCCCUUGUUUUGGCACCAACGCGUGAACUGGCUCAACAAAUUCAGCAGGUUGCCAGUGAUUUUGGAACUUGUACUCACGUAAAUAAUACGUGUAUUUUCGGUGGUGCACCCAAGGGGCCACAGGCACGAGACCUUGAGCGCGGGGUGGAGAUUGUAAUUGCAACCCCGGGAAGGUUGAUUGAUUUCCUCGAGAGGGGAACCACAAAUCUCCGUCGUUGCACAUACCUCGUACUCGAUGAAGCCGAUCGUAUGCUUGAUAUGGGUUUUGAGCCACAAAUCCGUAAGAUAAUCGAACAAAUUCGACCCGAUAGGCAGGUUCUCAUGUGGAGUGCAACAUGGCCAAAGGAGGUGCGAAAUUUGGCUGAAGAAUUCCUCGAUAAUUACUGCCAAAUUAACAUUGGUAGUCUGGGAUUGGCUGCUAAUCACAAUAUCCUCCAAAUUGUCGACGUUUGCGAAGAGUAUGAGAAGGAGGGGAAACUCAUGAAACUACUUGCGGAGAUUUCGUCAGAAGGUGAGACGAAAACAAUCAUUUUCGUUGAGACAAAAAGGCGCGUUGAGGAAAUCUCGCGCAUUAUCAAUCGUAACGGUUGGCGUGCCUGCUCCAUUCACGGUGAUAAAUCUCAGCCGGAACGUGAUUAUGUACUCAGUUCAUUCCGAAGCAACAAACACGGUAUCCUUGUUGCCACUGAUGUAGCUGCUCGUGGAUUGGAUGUUGAAGAUGUGAAAUUCGUAAUCAAUUAUGAUUACCCAUCGAAUUCGGAAGACUAUGUUCACCGUAUUGGUAGAACUGGACGUUCUAAUAAUACGGGAACUGCUUAUACCCUGUUUACGGGACAAAAUUCAGGGAAAGCUGCAGAUCUCAUUGCCGUCCUACAGGAAGCUAAUCAGGUGGUGAAUCCAAAAUUGUAUGACAUGAGCAAGGGUGGAUAUGGCAAAGGUCGUGGUCGUACUCAACGAGAUGGCGGAGGAAUGAAUCGCAUGGGUGGUAUGCGUGGUGUUGGUAGUCGUGGAGGCGGAUCAGGUGGACCAAUGGGGGGAAUGAUGAAGCCUAUGCGUGGUGGUCCAUCCAACGAUAGAAUGGGUAUGCGCCAAAGCCGUAUGGAUAGUGGAUCGCGGGUAGAUAAGUUUGAGGGACGUGAUCGUAGCCGUAGUGCCAUGGGCAGUAGCGGAUCGCGUUUUAGUAACAAUCGUGACCGUGAUGCAAGUGGUGGUGGUGGUUCCAAGUACGGUGGAUCCGGGUAUCCAUCGAUGUCGAAUAAUGAAAUGGGUAAGUUUGGCGGAAAUACAGGUGGGGGGGUGUACGGUGCUGCCGGUGGUGGUGGCAAUUACACAAAUGGCAGCUACAACUCCAGUAGUAGCGCAGGGUAUGCCAAGGGAAUGCCACCAGCAGCAUCUGGGAGUACAUAUGAUAGCCAAGUCCAGAGCGCCACUGGCUCUGGUGCGGGCACAUAUCAGAAUUAUAGCGUCAUGCCACCUAAUAUGUUCUCCUACCCACCUCCCCCACUCCCUGUUAAGAACUAAACACCACCAUGCAGGCAUAUUUUCUAAGAAAUGACGUUAUUUAACAAUUUAAUUCAUAAUUUCUUAUUUAACAGAAGAAAAAUAAUUGAGAGGAUGAAAAAUUAAUAGAUAUAUAGACGAAUGGACGCUGAUAUGACGAAUAAGGGGGUACAUACAUAAUUUCUAGGAUCUAUCUUCAUGCACAGCACACUGUAAACGUUUUUUUUUUCGCUUUUUCCCAUUUUGGUCUCUCAUUAGCAAUUAAAUAAGAUAAAUUUCAGAAAAAUUGGAGUAAUAAAUAUGGGAAUAUGUAAAACUAUUCACAUGUACUACUUCAUCAAUAAAAAAGAAAAAGAAUACAACAAAAUUUAAAAACAUAUUUCAAGUUCUUUAAGGAAUAUUUUAUGGGUGGAGACACAGUAAAAAACUUUUUUUUAAAUAUUUUUUUCAACAUACAUCAUUAUGUUCGUAAAUUGAUGAUUUUUAUAUGCAUGACGUAAAGAAAUAUUUAUUUAAAUUAAUCUUUUUUUUGGUCUUAAAAAAAAUUAGAAAAUAAAUAUCUGUCUAUGUAUUUCAUGUGAUGUAAAGGGUUACACCUCUCGGGGUUAAAGGGUACACCCGUUAUAUGAAGUAUUUUUAGCAUUGAUGUUCGUCGAUCUAAACAGGAUUUUCAACUCAACGUAGAUUCAAGAUUAGAAAGGAUAAAUACAAAAUAAUACACCUAUAUAUUUUCUAAUUUAUAAUUUUAUAUUUAGCAUUAGGUAUACAUAAUAAUUACAUAAUUUUAAACAUCCUUGAUUUCACGAUAUAUUUCUGACAUAGUUUUUAACCUGUCAAGAGUUCUAUGUAAUUAUGUUCCUACAUUUUUUAAUGUAAUAAUACAUAAUAUUUUUGCAAUUUUUUUUUCAAAUACAAUUACAGCACUAAAAUGUUUAAAAACCUGCAAUCUAAGGAAAACUUUUAGGCGCUUGUUCUAACAUUAAUAAUUUCUAUGUUUUUUUUUUCUUCAAUACCUUGCAUUUAUAUUGUCAUUAUCUUCCAUGACUUUAAACAUACAUUUCAUACGAUACCUACAUACCAAAUUUAUGAUUUUACACGACUUUCCCCGAAACUUGGCUGAAGGUUUAUAGGUUCUUCUGAGAACAUUAUGAAAACCUAUAUUUCAUUUUAUAUUUACAUAAUGUUUUUCUAUAAAUAUGUAAUGUUAUGGUAACGUACUUUUUUGUAUGAAUUAUGCAAAAAUUAUGAAAAGAUUUAAACACAUUUUUGGAGGGAUUACAGAGACAGUUUCAUAAAAGACGAAAAUGGAAAUUAAUUCAGAAUAUUUAUGAUCAAUUAAACUUAUUUGCAAAGUCAGUUAAAAGAUAUUAGUAAAAUAUCCAAAAUUUCACUUUCUUUUCAUUCUUAAUCUUACCUUCAAUGAAAAUUGCAAAUACCUUUUAUCAGUUCUUAUAUGACUUAAUUUAGCAUUCAGAACACUAGGCGAAUUAAGAAAAAAUUACAGUAAUUGUGGGAUAAAAUUAGUUUAAAAAAAAGAAAGAUAAUUUGAAGGAAUAUCAAUAAAAUAGAGGAACCUGGGUCAGCCUAGUUGAUUAAUUUAGUAGAUAGAAUUUUUAUUAUACGUAAACAUAAGUAGAAAAAAAAUUUAACAGAGUUUCUCAGCUUUGAGUUUAUCUUCAGGAAUGGGGGAUUAGUACAGGGUGGACAGGAUCGAGUGUAAGAUAUUGAAAACUCACUAAACUUCUCUUCUAACUCAAUCUAAGACCUAUCAGGCUGUAUAGGGAACUUUCUAGUGGAUUCUUCAUGUGAAUUAAGUCUCUAAAAACAAUGGUUUUGAUGAAAAUUUUGAACCUUCAUUCAUCUUCCCACAAGCACUAUCUUGAAAAAAAAAAACAAUGCGAGUUUUCUUUUAAAGAAUUAUCAGCAUCCUCCAGGUUCCUCUAUAAAAUGUAAAAAAAAAAUGUUUAAAUUGCAAAAAUUAGAAUCACCCAGUUUUAUUUUAAAAUUACAUAUGAAACAAAAAAAAAACCAAUAUGUAUUACAUAUUAUGUAUAGAGAAAAAGAAAAUAAAAUUUUUAAAAAUUUAGAAAA